UCAUAUAUGUUGUUAUCUUUUUGAUAAAAGUAUCAUAUCAUAUAUAUAUCAUCAUAUCAUACAUUGUUUUGGCAUAUGUAUUCAGACUUUGACCUAGUAAGAGGUGUAUUAAAAAGUGAAUAAAGUGUAAAACAACUUGACAAUGUUGAAAUUAAAUAAUCAAGCUGUAACUGAUGAUCAGCUUAAGGAAUUGUUUCCGGAUUUACCAGCAGGUCCAUUAGAUGUGUAUAGAAAGAAAGCCAGAUUCGACUGGCGUCGUAUGAAACUUGUUUACGAUAAUUUGGAGACAUUAAAAUUGAAAAAUGAUAUUUGGAAUUUCAUGCGUGAAAACCCUCUCUUCCGUCACCGGGAAGCGACUCCCUCCUUGGACGAGCAAAGGCAUAUCACGACAAAGAGGAUGUAUGCAAUAUACAGUCAGAACUUCAUACCUUUAACAAAGAUCGGUGUAGAGCCUAGAUUAUUCCAAUCGGAAGCCGAAGCAUUGUUCAUGUUUGACAGUUCCCUAGCUGUCAAAAUAUCAUUGACCUUCCGAAUGUUCUCGAAUGUGAUCCAAGGCAGUGGUCGUAGUCACCAUUACUCUUACAUAGACCAGGCACAGCAAGGAGAGAUAGGAGGGUGCUUCGCUCUGACAGAAGUGUCCCAUGGAUCCAAUGCUAAAGGCAUGAGAACUACCGCCACAUAUUGUCCGGAAAAGAAACAGUUCAUCAUGCAUACACCGGACUUUGAGGCUGCAAAGUUCUGGGUAGGAUCAUUAGGGAAAUGCGCGACUCAUGCGAUAGUGUACGCAAUGUUGAUCUCCAAAGGCAAGAACCACGGAUUGCACUCCUUUGUGGUGCCAAUUAGAGAUCCCAAGACCUUAAAGCCAUACCCGGGGGUCACUGUGGGGGACAUUGGAGAGAAGAUUGGACUUAAUGGAAUUGAUAAUGGUUUUAUGAUGUUCAACAACUAUCAUUUACCUAAGGAGGCGAUAUUAGACAAGUUUGGUGGUGUGGAUGACAACGGAGACUACAAAACUCCAUUCCGAGACCCCAACAAGAGGUUCGGUGCCUCAUUAGGUAUUCUGUCAGGAGGUAGAGUGCAUAUAACAUCAAUAUCUGCCAACUACAUGCAGAAGGCCAUCGUAAUCGCCAUCCGCUACUCCGCAGUCAGGAAGCAGUUCGGACCUGACAACUCCAGCGAGGAGUUACCAGUGCUGGAGUAUCAACAACAGCAAGUCCGGUUGUUGCCGCACUUGGCUACCACAUUUGCACUGCGGAUAUUCUGCACGUGGUUCGGAGCUGUGCACAUCACUAUGGCCAUAGAUAAUAUCACUGGUGGGAGUGGGCAGGACUCUGCCAGCCUGGGCAUAGAGUUGCAUGCGCUGUCAUGUGCAGCUAAGCCAGUGUGCGCCUGGGCAGCGCGCGACGCCAUACAGGCCUGCAGAGAGGCCACCGGGGGACAUGGAUAUCUUAAAGCAUCAGCUCUAGGCGAGUUGCGUAACGAUAAUGACGCGAACUGCACAUACGAGGGCGAGAACAGCCUCCUGCUGCAGCAGACCAGCAACUGGCUGCUGGCAGUGUGGCCGCGCAAACACCAACUCUCACCAUCCGACCAUCCGCUCACCUCCCUGAACUUCCUGGAGAAUGCUGACCACAUCCUCAACAACACCUGUCCCUGGACGAAGGUUGAAGAUAUGAUGGAGCCAGCCAAUAUAAUAGAGAUGUACAAAUGGCUGACGGCUUACACAUUGAAGACUACGUACGAGAAGGUGGAGAGCCUGAAAGCGGCGGGCAGAGACAACUUCCAGGCCAAGAACGAAUCACAGCCGUACAAUGCCACCACGCUCUCUAUUGUCUAUGGAGAGAAUUUCAUUUUGAAUCAUUUCUACAAGAGUGCGAAAGAUUUCCACGACUUGGAGUGCAGGAAGGUGUUGCUGAAACUGGUCUCGCUGUACGGCGUCUUCCUUCUUGAGAAACAUCUCGCCACAUUCUACAUUGGUGGGUACUUGUCGGGGCGGGGGAGGGGGGGUGUGUGUGUGCGCGAGGCGGUGACACAGCUGAGCGGUGUGCUGGCGGGCGCUGCGCCCGCGCUGGCUGACACGCUCGCCCCGCCCGACUGGUGCAUCAACUCUGUGCUCGGACACGCUGAUGGCGAGGUAUACAAGCACCUGCAGAACAACGUGAUGACGUACCCGGGGGCUCUGGCGCGCCCCGAGUGGUGGCGCGACGUUGUGCACUGGCAGACAUAUGCCACCUCCAAAUUAUAACAAGCAACACAAUAAAAGCAUGUUAAGAUCAAUUAUUUUUACAUUUUACACACUUCAGAUGAAUUAUAUUACAUUUUGCACACUGCAAAAGUGGUGAUUUCACACAUUACAGAUGACUGAUUUUACAUUUUACACACUGCAAAAGAGGUGAUUUUACACAUUACAGAUGAAUAAAUUUACAUUUUACAAACUGCAAAAGAGGUGAUUUUACACAUUAUAGAUGAGUAUUCUUACAUUUUACACACUGCAAAAGAGGUGAUUUUACACAUUAUAGAUGAGUAUUUUUACAUUUUACACACUGCAAAUGAUGUGAUUUUACACAUUGCAGAUGAAUGAUUUUACAUUUUACACACUGCAAAAGAGGUGAUUUUACACACUACAGACGAGAUGAUGUUGCAUUUUACACACAAAAUACUUUAAGUAAAAGUGAUAUAAAAUAAUUUUAUAAAGACGUUUUAUAUUUAAUUGAUUUAUAUAAUGUG
Messenger RNA from Papilio machaon (common yellow swallowtail), 2727 nucleotides. RefSeq names its product peroxisomal acyl-coenzyme A oxidase 3 (gene Acox3). Gene Ontology annotation, biological process: lipid homeostasis; fatty acid beta-oxidation using acyl-CoA oxidase. Gene Ontology annotation, cellular component: peroxisome. The record is from RefSeq and is a predicted model, not a curated record. The coding region runs from base 143 to 2245 and encodes 700 amino acids. Gene Ontology annotation, molecular function: pristanoyl-CoA oxidase activity; fatty acid binding; FAD binding. NCBI's taxonomy places the organism in Eukaryota, Metazoa, Arthropoda, Insecta, Lepidoptera, Papilionidae. The transcript is spliced from 13 exons.